CUGUUUGGUUUGUCGCAGUAUUAUGACGUAGCCACAUAAAGGACACAUGCGGAAGCUGCUCAGCGCGCACGCGUCCGUUCUGCAGAGCAUCUUUGAACGAUGGAGCUUCAUUCUGCCAAGACAGAGACAUUGAAGGAGGAAGGAGCGACACAGAGGGGAGGAGAGAGGGAGGGAGGAGAGAGGGAGGGAGGAGGACGACAGAAGGCACCGAUGAAGAGGAAACAUGAGGAAGAGGAAGAGGAAGGGCAGGUCUCCCCCACCAAGAAGCUGCAGAUGAUUGAUCACAGUGUGAAGGUAGCGACUCACUACAACAGCCUGCAGGAAGUCGGUCUGGCUGCGCGAAGUCGAAGCAAAAUCUUCUUCAUGAGGAACUUCAACAACUGGCUGAAGAGUGUCCUGAUUGGUGAGAUCCUGGACCAGGUGCGGGGAACAGGGCCUCAGCAGGUUUCUGUGUUGGACCUCGGCUGUGGGAAAGGAGGAGACCUGCUGAAGUGGAGGAGAGGAGGAAUCAAUCACCUGGUCUGUGCAGAUAUAGCUGGAGUGUCGGUGGAGCAGUGUCAGAGUCGGUACGAAGACAUGAGGAAGAAAAGUCACGUUAACGAAAAAAUCUUCAGUGCUCAAUUUAUCAACGCAGACUGUUCCAAGGAUGUUUUGUCAGAGAAGCUGGAUGACCCAGAGCUGAUGUUUGACAUCUGCAGCUGUCAGUUUGUUUAUCAUUACUCAUUCGAGAGCGAACAGAAGGCCGACAUGAUGUUGAGAAAUGCCUGUGAGCGUCUGAAACCUGGAGGUUUCUUCAUUGGUACGACUCCUGACGCCUUCGAACUUGUUAAACGUUUGGAGGCAUCGGACUCUCUGUCGUUUGGUAACGAGGUUUUUAAGGUUUCCUUUCAGUCCAAAGGUUCCUAUCCUCUGUUUGGGUGUCAGUAUCACUUCAGCCUCGAGGACGUUGUCGAUGUUCCAGAGUCCCUCGUCUACUUUCCUCUUUUUGAACACAUGGCGAAGCGUUACAACAUGCGGUUGGUGUUGAAGCAGAGAUUUUCUGAGUUCUUUGAAGAGAAAGUGAAGAAGGAGCACCAUCGCAGCCUCAUGAUGAAGAUGAUGGCUCUACAGCCGUUUCCUUGUGAGGACGGAGGUCGACAGGCUACAGACAGCAGAGGAGAGUAUGGCCAUGCUGAAGAGCACUGCGGCAGAGCUGGAGUCAAACUACCACUGGGCACUCUCAGCAGAUCUGAGUGGGAAGCAGCCAGUAUCUAUCUGGUGUUCAUCUUUCAGAAGAUGUCUUGAUGCUCCAAACAAACAUUUCGUCAUUGUUUUCUGAUCUCACCUGCUGCUCACCUUUUGUGCAGUGUUAACUUUUUUACUUUUAAUUUCAUUUUUUGAUAAACUAUGAACUUUGUUUGUUUUAUUAUCUAAAUAAAUUUAAAGUGAAUGUAAA
Anoplopoma fimbria (sablefish) is the source of this 1435-nucleotide messenger RNA. RefSeq names its product mRNA cap guanine-N7 methyltransferase-like. Gene Ontology annotation, biological process: 7-methylguanosine mRNA capping. Gene Ontology annotation, molecular function: mRNA 5'-cap (guanine-N7-)-methyltransferase activity. The transcript has 11 exons. The record is from RefSeq and is a predicted model, not a curated record. Bases 100 to 1284 code for a protein of 394 amino acids. Gene Ontology annotation, cellular component: nucleus. Lineage: Eukaryota; Metazoa; Chordata; Actinopteri; Perciformes; Anoplopomatidae.